UUGCUGUGUCGAAGUGGAAAAGUCGGAGGACGGCCACACGUGUCUCUUGGCUGCCUCAAACGGUGCCUGUGUUGUGGUUAAGUGUAAUCACCGUGAUUCGAAGACAGCAGUUUGAAAACGGAAACCAGUGAAAGCAAGAAGAACGUAACAAAAGAAGGGCAAAAUCUGGUGAUUUGAAGCCGUGGUCGUGCGCUUUUCACUUACGUUGGCGAAUCGGCACGAUCCACACACAUCGAUAUUCAGGCAUCGAGUCUCAUUCUUGGCUACAGCGAAGUUAUUCGAGUGUACGGUGGAAGAGAGGGAGACAAAUGAGAUGCCUCCCUUGUUGCGUGAGCAGUUGCAAAAUUCCUACGGCGAGAUGCCAUCAGCCAACAGCAGUGACACUGGCAGCAGCAGCAACAACAACAGCGGCCGGAUCAAAUGUGUUCUGGUUGGAGAUGGAGCUGUGGGCAAAACGAGUUUGAUUGUCAGCUACACAACUAACGGCUAUCCUACAGAAUAUAUUCCAACUGCUUUCGACAACUACAACGUCGUAGUUAAUGUGGAUAACCAGCCUAUACUACUACAACUCUGCGAUACUGCCGGCCAGGAUGAUUUCGAUAACCUACGGACGCUCUGUUACGACAGCACGGAUGUCUACGUGGUCUGCUUUAGCGUCGUCUCUCCCGCUUCUUUUGCCAACGUCGCCUCCAGAUGGUUGCCGGAAAUCCGCCGUCAUUCGCCCGACACACCGGUCAUCCUCGUCGGGACUCAAGCCGACCUAAGAUCCGAUGUCAAAGUGUUGAUAGAACUGGCUCGCUACGGAGAGAAACCGGUCGGUGAGCUGGAGGCCAUCCGGCUAGCUGACAGACUGGGAGCUCGGACGUACGUUGAAUCGUCUGCGCUGACUCAACGCAACCUGAAGGAAGUGUUCGACGAGGCCAUCGUGGCGGCCUUGUCCAGCAACGAAGAAUUGCGUCGAUUGACAGCCGCUUCCUCGUCGGGACGGUCGAGAACGGGCAAUCGGCUGCUCAAUUCCAUUCGCGAAAAUUGGCGGCUGUCGCAAUCGAGCGGAUCGACGGAGCGCGGCGGGUUGUUGUUGCGCUGCUCGUUGCGACGCAGUAAAAUGGCCGACAACAACAUUAGCUCUUCUAAACAGCCGGCAAGCGGAGGAGCUAAAAAGAAUCCCAACAAGAAAAACAAACCGUCGCUAUGGAAACGGCUGCUCUGUUGCCAAUGCUGUUGCGUUUCUUCGGCGUAAAAUUUGGGCCAUUUCAUUCUCGUGAUUCCAGCUACGGAUGUGUUUGAGCUAUUGGCCUGUUGCAAAUGAUUCUAUGAAUUUGUUUUUGAUUUUUUUUUUUUUCGAAGAUGGACUGUGAUUCUUUUUUUCUUAUCUCCAACCCACCGUCGGCCAUUAUUUCACUAGACACACACACAACGGCUUCGUUGCUUGGAUGAACAAUUGGUUAAUACUCAAAAGCGACAAGCUUGAUGCGCUGAAAAGAAAAAUGAUGACAUUAAUCGAUUGGUUUACGAAGAGAAUGUCCUUUUUUUAUUUUUCUUUCUUUCCCAUGUUUUUCUUUUCUUUGCUUGACGACAAAGAAAAAAGAGGUGUGUGUGUGUGUGUAUGCUUUAGAUUUGUUUGUUAUGUGGUGUUUGAUUGUCCACAAUAUUUGCAGGCCGGACCCGUGAGAAAAGUCUAGACAGAAAAGCAUAUGUGGGGGUUGGGGUUUUUUUUUCCUUUUUUCGGUGGGUGUAGGUGGGGGGGGAGUUUUUUCUGCCUACCCUUGGAUUUAUACAUCGUGAGAGAAAAAUGUAACGUCGCUUUCUCUGCGGGAGAGCUUGACAAAAAAAAUAUAUAUAAUUUUCCACACACACACAAAAAAAGGGGGAGUUAAGUAAUAGGCGCGAUGAUGCCAUAUCGUUUUGAAAAAAUUGUCCACCGCUAUCAUUACCAUUGGCUUUUUAUAAAUAUGUCUUCUUCUUUCUCUGGUUCUAUUUUCUUUUUAUAUAGUAUAUUAAGUGUAUACACGCACCCGAAUUUUGUAUUAAAAAAUGUAUAGCAAAUUUACGGAUUUCUUUUGGCGCGAUCAUUCGAAAAAGGUUCCCUACACCCUAUAUUGUGUACAAAAACUUGUACAUUUUGGCCUCGUUUUCUUUCUCUUUCUCUCUAUGUGUUUGUUUAGUAUAUUUUGUGACCGUUGUUCUUGUUGAUUGUAUAGUUCUUCUUUCUCGACAAUUCCAUUGUCUACUAGAAUUUCUUUCGACUGUGUGUGUGUGUGUGCGUGAUGCACACACAUCCGUUGUCUUUCUUUUCUCCUAUUUUCUCUUUAUUAUUCACAUUGUGACCUUCCCUAUCCGCCGUCUUGCAGAUAAUUACACGAUGAAAGUACGUACUACA
Messenger RNA from Daphnia magna, 2380 nucleotides. RefSeq names its product cell division control protein 42 homolog. Gene Ontology annotation, molecular function: GTPase activity; GTP binding. The transcript has 5 exons. Lineage: Eukaryota; Metazoa; Arthropoda; Branchiopoda; Diplostraca; Daphniidae. Bases 314 to 1240 code for a protein of 308 amino acids. The record is from RefSeq and is a predicted model, not a curated record. Gene Ontology annotation, biological process: small GTPase-mediated signal transduction.